AUGUCCAACUGGCUUGAUAGAGCCUGCCAGCACCUUGGUACGGUCCUUCAGACUGCCAAUUCAAAUGAUCGUUUGCUAAUGAGCUGUGUAGUUUCGGCUCCCGGCGACCCGAGCAGUCAGCAACACAUCCAAAUGGUUGUUCAGGCUCUGCCGUCCCAGGCGAAGAAAUCAGGCAGCAAGCCAGUCUUUGAGAAGGUGGUAGAGGUGCUGCAAGGACGUUUUAGUCUUCCGCCUUACAUAACCAUCACGCACGCGGUUUCGCAAGUAAUCAGUAUGGAUGAGGUUCCCGCUUCGCCACCUGCCACUCCUAAUACACACUACUCGAGCGACGACUACUUCCAAGACCAGACGAUUUUCACACAUGCAGCCGUUGUGCCCGCAUACCAUGCCCAGAACUUUGCGUCGACAAUUGUCAGUCCGCGCCCCAGCAACAUCAUUGCAGCUCCGAGCAGCAUACACUACAGCAUUCUGGAGCGUUACAUCCCGCCAACCACCGCUCAGGAGGUGCACGACUUUUUUAGCAUGAGUAGGAAAUCAUAUCUUGCGGACAGACUCCUGGAACUCUCUGCAAACAACGGAACGCUCCUGCUCGUCUUUCCCACCAAGACGGGAGGUGCAACCUUUGCUAAGAGAUACAUUGGGCCCGUCAUUGAGCCGUUCCUACGCCAAUUUGUUCUGCUCAAUAACCUCUUUGUCAGCAUUGCCGUGGACCUGGGACGGAUGGCGUCUUUGGAGGGCAUGAAAUCGUUCGCGGAGCUUCUCCAGGCCGUGCGAGAAAUGUGUCAAGCUCUGGGCCAGAGAGCUCCGGCUCGGGGCUUACAGAGCCGCUACGAGGUCGUACACGCUGAAACAACAGAGGUGGUGCUAAAGGGGAACGUGUGGAAGGAAUGGUUUCUCGAGCAAGAACAACCAAGACUGCGGCAGAACAUGGUCGACUAUCACAAGGCUGGUGGACGAAUGCCAUCCCGCGUCGGCCAGAUUGAGACCACCCCAGGCAUGUUGGCGAGAGAAGUCGUGGACGGGAUACGCUCUAGCCGGGAGCCGUCAGGAGACGCCGGGAUCGAGGUCGGAGUGUUUGUCAUUCGGCGGUCGAUGUUGUAA
Molecule: messenger RNA, 1101 nt
Organism: Exophiala aquamarina CBS 119918
Lineage: Eukaryota; Fungi; Ascomycota; Eurotiomycetes; Chaetothyriales; Herpotrichiellaceae
Exons: 1
Coding region: 1-1101 (366 amino acids)
Source: RefSeq, a predicted model, not a curated record